This is a messenger RNA of Nezara viridula (southern green stink bug), 1306 nucleotides long. Lineage: Eukaryota; Metazoa; Arthropoda; Insecta; Hemiptera; Pentatomidae. The record is from the annotation of a GenBank genome assembly.
AUGGCACCGCACACGCUUCAACUCGCAAGGCAAUCCAUAGUUUGCCUCAUCCAGGCCAAGAUGUUUGCCUUUACUGACUGCAGGGCUGUGUGUGGGGGAGACUGGGAGGGGCUGGGAGGUGGCCAGCGGGAGACCGUCAAGCGACAGCUGUCCGUGUCCUCCGACUCGAAGCUUCUGGACGAGGACAUCCAGGAAGAGACGAGGGUCAUCCUGAGGCCGAAGAAGCCACCCCGCCCCAAGUCUGAGGUCUUCCUUAACAACAAGGACCAGCAGCAGAGGCGGAGGACCAAGCGGUUUUCGGCCUUUGGGGGUGAUUCUCCAUUUGGUAAAUCAGAGGCCUAUAUUAAACUAGAGCAGCUGGGAGAAGGCUCAUAUGCCACCGUCUUCAAGGGCUACAGCAACCUCACUAACCAGGUGGUCGCCCUGAAGGAGAUCCGACUACAGGAAGAGGAAGGGGCACCAUUCACAGCUAUCAGGGAGGCCUCCCUCCUCAAAGAGCUCAAGCACUGUAACAUAGUCACACUUCACGAUAUCGUUCACACCCGUCAGUCAAACACUCACGUUCGUCUUCGAAUAUGUUCACACUGACCUCUCCCAGUAUAUGGAGCGACACCCAGGUGGUCUCGUCUACCACAACGUUCGCCUCCUUCUCUUCCAGCUCCUCAGGGGUCUGGCCUACUGCCAUAAGAGGAUGGUUCUUCACCGAGAUGUCAAACCACAGAACCUUCUCAUCUCAGAAAUGGGGGAACUCAAAUUAGCCGACUUCGGUCUCGCACGCGCGAAAUCAGUGCCAUCACACACGUACUCCCAUGAAGUCGUCACCCUGUGGUACAGGCCCCCUGACGUACUCCUUGGAUCGACACAUUACUCCACAUCGCUGGACAUGUGGGGCGUUGGCUGUAUCUUCCUUGAGAUGAUAACCGGUGUGCCAACGUUCCCCGGCGUCAGGGAGGUCUAUGACCAGCUUGAUAAGAUUUUCAAGAUCCUGGGUACACCCGUCGAAGAGACGUGGGAAGGAGUGACCCACCUGCCCGGUUACAAUCCCCAUAAACUUUGUUUCUACAGAGGACAGAAACUCGGCCUAGCUUUUCCCCGUCUGUAUGAUAUUGUUGAGGGAGAAAAUAUGGCAUCAGCCCUCUUGCAGUUGAAUCCUGACAAAAGGAUCGAUGCAGAGGAAGCAUUGAGGCACAAAUAUUUCAGUUCGUUACCUAAGAAACUUUAUGAGCUCCCAGAUGAAGCCUCUAUCUUCAGCGUAGAGGGAGUGCAUAUGUUACCUGAGACGCGAGCAGCUGGCCUCAAAACAUGA